Amphimedon queenslandica is the source of this 769-nucleotide messenger RNA. Its product is annotated as radial spoke head protein 9 homolog. NCBI's taxonomy places the organism in Eukaryota, Metazoa, Porifera, Demospongiae, Haplosclerida, Niphatidae. The transcript is spliced from 5 exons. Gene Ontology annotation, cellular component: radial spoke; axoneme. The record is from RefSeq and is a predicted model, not a curated record. Gene Ontology annotation, biological process: cilium movement involved in cell motility; axoneme assembly; motile cilium assembly. Bases 59 to 754 code for a protein of 231 amino acids.
UUACCAAUGUGGGUGUGGUCGUAUCCAUAGUUACAAUCUCUUUGACAAACAUAAUCUAAUGGACAGUGAGUCUCUUUCCUUGAAUCUGGAGUAUGCCAGCUCCAGUGGGAUUGUUCUCAGUGUGGAGAAACGGGCUUCUCUUCUCACAUCUCUCACUUUAGUUCAGCAGAGCUACAAGUUCCACAGGGUCAAGUUCUGGGGCAUCAUAAAAGGGAUUCAAAAUGACUAUUACAUUAUACAAGGAAUAGGGAAGGACGAGAUAAGAGGAAGGAAGGGACUGUAUAGUCAAGAUUGUGUGGACUGGAGAUUACUGCCUCAUGUUGACGAAACCAUGUGUGUCAAGUCUUCACUGCUUCCUGGACGCUUCACAGGAGACCCAUCAUUCAUACUGGAGCAUAAAGUCACCAACAGGAUCGGCAAGGGAGAGAUAACACCUGAAAAGUCAACCAUUGUUGAAAUGAAAGAGGAGGAGCGUCUAGCAGCUGUAAUUAGACGUAUUGAUGAAGAGGUGGCUGUUGUACCAAGAGGAGCAUACAUGAGGACACCACUGAAUGAAGUUGUGGCAAACAAGUCUUUUCAGGGUCUUUCUCUGCCAGAAGCUAAACAGUUGAAGUAUUAUUAUCAUUUUAAAGAGCCAGAAGUAGAAGAUGUGAACAAGACCAUAACUCAGCCAAUAGAUUUCCUUACUAGCAUUGAUCAAGAUAUUCCUAAAGGUAAAUUGCAACUUGUAGUUAUCAUUAAUGACAUAGUUUAGUCAUAAUUGUCUUAU